AAAUGACAAAUGACAAUCGAUGAAAAGCCCUGUGUUGUGUUGUAAUUUCUAAAUCCAAAAAGUGGAUAGAAAAUAGAAAAGUGAAACGCUUGUAAAUAUGGUAACUACAACCGCUCUAAGUACGUUUGUUAUAUUUAUUUGUAAAGAAAAUGUCUAAAAUCAAGCGUAAGAUAACUGUGAAUUUGAGUACAAAAGGCAAAAGCGGCGUCCUGAAGACAAGACCUAGUGUAUUUGAAAGACUUGGGACCAAAGCAACAAAUACAGGAAAAGAAUAUUGCCAUCCCUGGGCCCAGAGUGGCUCUUGCCCAUAUGGCAAAGGCUGCAAAUAUUCCAGCACUCACACUCUUAUAAGUCCAUCAAAGCAGAGAGCAGCCAAAACACAGAGAAGGCAUGUAAAAGAUGGACAUAAGAGAUCACAACAUGAAGAGUGGGAUCAGUGGGACCCAGAUGAACUGGAAGAUGCAGAUCCAGAUGAUCUAGAGAGAAAAAGACAAGAGUUGCAGAGAGAACUUGAACUGCAAAUGAAGAUGGAGAGCAAAGCCAAGAAAAAAGAAAAGAAGAAAGAAAGCAGUCCAAGUACUGAUACUUCUAGUACUACUACAGAUUCUUCAACUUCAAGUGAUGAUUCAAGUAGCACAAGCUCUAGCUCUGCUGAAGCAAGAAGGAGGAAAUUGAAAAAGAUAAAGACUAAAAGGAGUAGCUCCACUUCUUCCGAGGAAAGAGGUAGAAGUAAACACAAGUCAAAAAUCAAGAGAACAUCUAAAUCAACAAUAAGGGAUAAAUCAAAAAAAGGUAGUAAAAUGAUAAAGACUAAAUCUGUCUCACCAACUCGACAACGAAAGAAAUCUGAAACACCACCAAUAAAAUCCAAAGCCAUAUCUAGUUUUAAAAAGUUGAGUUCUGAGAAGUCUCCUCGUCCUCUUAGCCGUACAAGUAUUAAAGAGAAACAUCGCACUCCGUCGCCAAAACCAUCCAAAGACAAAGAACGCGAAAAAGAACGGGAAAGAGAACGCGAACGAGAGAAAGAAAAGGACAAAGAAAGGGAACGCGAGAGAGAAAAGGAAAAAGAACGAGAGAGAGAACGGGAGAAAGAAAGAGAGCGAGCUAAAGAACGCGCUAAAGAAAGAGAACGAGAAAAAGAGAAGGAACACAAGAAAAAAGAGAUAGCAAGAUCGCCGAAACGGGACAAUAGAUCGAUAAAAGACAUCAGAAAAAGAGAUACGCCAGAUUCUGCUCAUCCUAAAGAUAGGAAGUUGUCGCCUGGAAGAAGUAAGGGUGGUGGAAGAAGAGAUCACAAGAGUCCCAUGAAAGAUGAGAGGAGAACAGAUCGAAGGGAUGAUCGAGGCAGAGGUAAAGACAUAAGAUCGACGGACAGGGGUCCAGCUCGUAAAGAGACGACCAAACGGGAUUCCCGUGAUAGGGAAAGAGAACGUGAGAGAGACAGAGAACGACGACUAGCAAGAGAAAGGGAGGAGGCGCGGGAAAAGGAACGAGAAGAAGCACUGGCGAGAUGUCAAGAAAGACAAAGAGAAAGGGAGCGGCUCAAGAAAGAAGAAGAACAGAGGAGGAGAGAGAGGACUAGGAGGGACGAUAGAGGGUUAGAUAAACCUUCAGGUGAUCGUGUGGAACGUCUUCUUCCUCCAAUUGAAGAGCGAGUUCCGCCAUCCCGGAAGGGACACUCCACUGAAAGAGAUCGCGAUAGAGGACGAGAUGUUCGUGGACGAGAUCGUAGUACCGACCGUCCACGAAAGUCUCCCGAUAGACGUGGCGACAUGGAUAAGGAUCGAUCAUAUGAUAGGGGCUACGAUAAUAGAAGCCGACCUGAUCCCGAGAGAGACUACAUCCCAGGGCAUAGAGACAAGGAUUAUGAUAGUCCUUACGAGAGGGGACGUCCACUUGACGACAGAAGGUAUUUAGAUGUGGACGAACACUACGGAGAAGGUGUCAGAGAUGAUAGGAUGUAUGGUGCCCCUGUUGAUGAUAGAAGAAGCAGGAGAGAUAUGUGGGACGAAAGAGGAGUUGAUGACAGAGAAAACAUAGAUCACAGAUCUCGAUACGCACCGAGAGACGAUCACAAUCUGAAAAACAACCGUGGCGGAGAUUGGGGCGAUCUUCAACAUGGUGAAUAUUCCAAUCACGACUGGGAUAGGAACAGGCGUCCGGUAAAUUCAGAAUGGGACGCCAGAGAAAACUGGGAUAUUGAUCAGCACAAACAAACAGGCGCCGGGCAAGGGGAAGACGAUUGGAGACAUUAUAACAGGCCGGUGGAUUCUUGGACUAAUGACGACAGGAGAAGAUGGCCGCAGGAGUGGAGGGAUCGAUCGAGACCGAGAAGUGCCACUUCACAUCAAGUGGAACCUGUGAAUGUGCCACCUUCAGAAGAUUCCAAUCUGGAAUCGAAUCGCAAAAAGGAAAUUCCGCCAUUGUUGCAACCGGCACCAGCUGCAGAAGAACCUGGCGUUAAACCCGAAUCUUCAGAAGAAGAAACCAUGAAGCAAUCCUCUCCGCCACCAGUUAAACGUGCCGCGGAUGAAGCCGUAGAUAGUCCGGGUAGUGCAAAGAAGAUCUGUGUAAAACAAGAGACCGUCCAACCACCUCUCGAAGAUGAUCUCAGCGAAAUUAGUGAUGAUGCCGACGAUAUUCUAAAUAUGGUUGAAGAUGUUCCAGAUAGUCCAAUAAAAGAAGAAUCAACAGAAGCUCCAGAAAUACAGGAGGCUGCUGCAACAACUUCUGUAGCUGCUCUCGAGGUUAAUACUUCGGCAACGUCACAAAAAUCCCAAUCACCACCUCCUGAACAGCAAACUGCACCCAAAUCUCCUGCAGGUGUAGCUGCUCCAAACAACAAAGGAGGAUCGAUCGACGAAGAUAAUAUGGAGUUAGAUUUUGAGGAGAUAUCGGAGGAUGAAUUGGAGGAAGAAUCGAAGAUGAGAGGUUUAGUUGACGCUUUGGGGGUUGAUUGGUCAAGUUUAGUUGCUGAAUCUAAACCUAGAACAAAACCAUUCAGCUGUGCUAAAAUCAGAUGGGAAGCCCAUAAUGUAUUGGUUAAUUUAGGCGUUUCUGUACAAUUAGCAGGGGAGACUUUAGUUAAAGAUAUACUAAAACAACACGCCGCAGCUAAGUUAGAACACCAAAAAGAAGAAGUAGUUGUUAAAACGGAAAUAUCGAGCAUUGUAAUUAAAAAAGAACCCCAAGAACUGAUUAUGAAUGGAGUGGAGGUGAAAAUAAAGUCAGAGCCUACUGAGGAAACACAAAUGGAGCAAAUCUGUGAAAUAAAAAUGGAACCAAUGGACACUGAAGAAAUACAAGUGCCCCAUCCAAUAGCAGUUAUCCAAGUUGCUGAUAGGGAGAAAUUAGCCAUUCGAAAGAGUCUUUUCACUAGUGUUGGAUCCCAUAGAAGAGCUCUGGCAGCCAGAAGAGAUUUGACGAUUCGAAGACAUCUCUGCAACUUACCCAUCACCGACAAACACGUCGAAGCUCCCAAGAGGCACAAUCCUGAGUUGUUCCAACUCGCUACACAGUUGUUUGAAAGAAGUUUAUAGUUUUUUGUAAAUAUUUAGGUAUUCAGUUUUGUAACUUUUUAGUCGAAUUGAUACUUAUAUAAUGUUUAUAAAAGUUAUAAAAUACUGUUUAA
Molecule: messenger RNA, 3631 nt
Organism: Diabrotica virgifera virgifera (western corn rootworm)
Lineage: Eukaryota; Metazoa; Arthropoda; Insecta; Coleoptera; Chrysomelidae
Product: zinc finger CCCH domain-containing protein 13
Exons: 13
Coding region: 150-3539 (1129 amino acids)
Cellular component (GO): RNA N6-methyladenosine methyltransferase complex
Molecular function (GO): metal ion binding
Source: RefSeq, a predicted model, not a curated record